CACACACACACACACACAAAUUAAUCCAUUUAUACCCUUUUAGCCAAAAAAAAAACCCUCAUUAAAAAGACGAUCCCCGAUUGUUUAUAUAAAAUAACAAGAGUACAACUGAUCAUCCUAUUGUAUAUAUAUUUAAGAUUUUGUAUCUAACCAUCAGGAAAUCAUAAGAUCUCUCUCUAUACCACACCCACACACACACAAGAAGAAAAAAAGAAAGAUAUGGGAAGGUCACCGUGUUGUGAGAAAGCUCACACAAACAAAGGAGCAUGGACGAAAGAAGAGGACGAGAGGCUCAUAGCUUACAUUAAAUCUCAUGGCGAAGGCUGCUGGCGAUCUCUUCCUAAAGCCGCUGGACUUCUCCGCUGUGGUAAAAGCUGCCGUCUCCGCUGGAUCAACUAUCUCCGCCCUGACCUUAAGCGCGGCAACUUCACCGACGAAGAGGACGAGCUCAUCAUCAAGCUCCAUAGCCUUCUUGGCAACAAAUGGUCGCUUAUCGCCGGGAGGUUACCAGGAAGAACAGAUAACGAGAUUAAGAACUACUGGAACACACAUAUACGAAGAAAGCUUAUAAACAGAGGGAUUGAUCCAACCACCCAUAGACCAAUCCAAGAAUCAUCAUCAGCUUCUCAAGAUUCUAAACCUAUACCGCAACUAGAACCAGUUACGAGUAGUAACACCAUUAAUAUCUCCUUUGCUUCUGCUCCAAAGGUCGAGACGUUCCAGGAAAGUAUAACUUUUCCGGUAAAGCCAGAGAAAAUCUCAAUGCUUACGUUCAAAGAGGAGCGCCCAGUUGAAGAGAAGUUCCCAGAUUUGAAUCUUGAGCUCAGAAUCAGUCUUCCCGAUGAAGUCGAUCGCCGCCAAGGCUUACUCGGGAAGUCAACAACGCCGCGUUGUUUCAAGUGCAGCCUGGGGAUGGUAAACGGCAUGGAGUGCAGAUGCGGAAGAAUGAGAUGCGAUGUAGUUGGAGGUAGCAGCAAGGGCACUGAUAUGACUAUGAGCAAUGGAUUUGAUUUUCUAGGGUUGGCAAAGAAAGAGACCACUUCUUUAAUGGGUUUUCGGAGCUUGGAGAUGAAAUAAUCUCAUUUUUUUAGGCGUAACUGUACAAAGCUUUUGCCUAGAGUAAGUAUAUCUGAAGGUAUAAUCUUCA
Capsella rubella is the source of this 1147-nucleotide messenger RNA. RefSeq names its product transcription repressor MYB4. The transcript is spliced from 2 exons. The record is from RefSeq and is a predicted model, not a curated record. The coding region runs from base 220 to 1077 and encodes 285 amino acids. NCBI's taxonomy places the organism in Eukaryota, Viridiplantae, Streptophyta, Magnoliopsida, Brassicales, Brassicaceae.